ACAUACCCUCUGCCGCAUUUAUCGAACGUUGUCCCCAAAGCACCGUUAACGCAACAAAAAAUUUUUUUAUUGUUAUUUUUUUUUUUUUUUAUUACUUGACGCAUUUACGUUGUGUGUCGCAUGUGUUUUUGAUUGAGGGGGCACGCGACAUGUAGAGGCUCCUUUCCACGAGUUGAUAACUCGCUCGAAACUCCUCAGAGACUGCCCGAAACCGGUCGAGUGUCAGAUAGCAAGGCUUCUCGUGUGCCCAUGCUCGGCACGUAGGAUAUCAUAUGGACGACUUGGACACAUAUCAGAUACAAGCAUGGUUAGAAGGAGCCGGUACUGACCUGUGCGUUCGGGGGCAGCCUUCGGGGCGCGUAGAAGGUCUGGAAAGUCUCGAUUUCGACGUAAAGUAUUUCUGCAGCUAUGACGAAAACACUGCUCCUGUCGAGGCUCUGCAAGAGUGUCGCGGCUCUGAGGAGCUGCCGCGCUCCGCUCAGAAGCUUUCGGCGGCUAGAGUCUUCGGAGGCAGUGCCCAACGCCGUCCCUUACCAGACAGUACUCAAGAAGCAUGCAGUAGAGACUCCCCGCUCUGUACCCGAAUCCGCUGACGUUGUCAUCAUAGGUGGAGGCAUCAUUGGCUGCAGUACAUUAUACCACCUGACCAAGCUCGGCUGUACGAACGUUGUGCUGCUCGAAAAGGACAACCUAACGGCGGGAACGACGUGGCACACCGCAGGGCUGAUAUGGCGCCUGCGGCCGAAUGAUACAGACAUUCAAAUCCUCAAUCAUACGAGGCAUUUGCUCAUGAACGUCCUCGAGGAGGAAACGGGCGUGUACCCGGGCUUCAUAAACAAUGGCGGCCUCUUCAUCGCAAAUUCUAAAGAGCGUCUUGACGAGUACAAGAGGCUGAUGACUAUUGGAAAGGCAUUUGGCAUUGAGUCUCAUGUCCUGAGUCCUGAAGAGACCAAGAAGCUCUACCCCCUGAUGAAUGUGGAAGACCUGUACGGGACGCUGUACAGCCCUGGAGACGGAACGGUGGACCCCGCUGGCUUCUGUACCUCCCUUGCACGGGCCAGCACCGCCAAAGGUGCCAAGGUGAUCGAGAAGUGCUCUGUCCUGGGGGUCGAGACGCGCGUCGACGACUUCGGGACCAGACGAGUUUCGGGAGUGCAAACGCCAUUCGGUCUUAUACGCACGAAUGCUCUCGUAAAUUGCACAGGCGCCUGGGCCCCUUACAUCGGGGAAAUGGCCGGCGUGAGUGUUCCCCUGGUGGCCAUGAAGCACGCCUACGUGGUAACCAACCGCAUAGAGGGCAUCCAGGGCAUGCCCAAUGUGCGGGACCACGACCUCUCCCUCUACCUGCGGCUGCAGGGGGACGCCCUCUCGGUGGGCGGCUACGAGCCCAACCCCGUCUUCAUUGACCAGCUCCCCAAGAACUUUGCGUUCGGCCUGUUUGACCUCGACUGGGACGUCUUUGGAACGCACAUAGAGAGUGGAAUGCACAGAGUUCCGGUUCUGGAGAAGACGGGCAUCAAAUCCACCGUGUGUGGGCCAGAGUCGUUCACGGCCGACCACAAACCCCUGCUGGGGGAGGAGCCCUCCCUGCGGGGCUUCUUCCACGGCUGCGGCUUCAACAGCCUGGGCAUGAAUGGGGGUGGCGGUUGCGGCAGGGAGCUGGCUGCCUGGGUGCUGCAGGGCAGGCCUAACCUGGACAUGUAUGCCUACGACAUACGGCGGUUCUCGCCCGAGCUAACAUCCAAUGCACGUUGGGUACGAGAACGCAGCCACGAGUCUUACGUCAAGAACUACUCCAUCGUUUAUCCCAGUGACGAACCUCUUGCCUCGAGGAACAUGCGCAAAGACCCGCUGCAUGAGGAGAUGUCCAAGUCUGGGUGUGUCUUCCAAGAGCGCCUGGGCUGGGAGCGUCCAGGGUGGUUUGCACAGGAUGGGCCCUCUCCUGUCCUCGACUAUGACUACUACGGAAGUUACGAGAAUAAAAAGCACGAAAGCGACACCUACGGAGACAGGCUGAAGAUGGACUACACUUUCGGUUUUCCAAAGCACCAUGAAAUCAUCAAGUCGGAAUGCCUGGGUUGCCGAAAGGGUGUCGCAGCCUUCAACAUGUCCUACUUCGGCAAGUUUUACAUGACGGGUCCGGACGCUCAGGCCGCUGCUGACUUCAUCUUCACCAACAACAUGCGCAAGCCUGAAGGCUCCACCGUGUAUACCUGCAUGCUCAACUCGAGGGGAAUGGUGGAGGCUGACCUGACUGUCAGCGCCAUUCAUCCCGGUGACGGCUUGGCCUGUGACCCCAGUUUUGACGGCCGGGGUUUCUAUGUGGCAGCUGCGGGAGCUAGUGCAAAUCACAGCCUUUCUCACAUCCGAUCUGUGGUCCAAGACCGCAAGUUCCGUGUUUCUGUUGAAGACCGGUCGGGCUCCAUGGGGAUGCUCAGUGUUCAGGGACCCAAAAGUCGCGAGCUGCUGCAGUCGUUAACAGAUGCCGAUUUAUCCGACACCGCCUUUCCCUUCUCCACGCACAAAGUCAUCCAAUUUGCGGGCCAUAAGGUUAGGGCGCUGCGGCUGACGUUCGUUGGAGAGCUGGGUUGGGAGCUGCACAUUCCAUCGUCGUCUUGCGUCCCUGUGUACCGCGCACUCAUCGAGGCUGGCUCAAAGUUUGGACUCAUCAACGCGGGUUACCGGGCCAUUGACUCCCUCAGCCUGGAGAAAGGCUUCCGGCACUGGCACGCCGACGUGCGGAUGGAGGACACCCCGCUGGAGGCCGGACUCGGGUUCACCUGCAAGCUCAAGUCGGACGUGGACUUCCUGGGAAGGCGGGCCCUGGAGGCGCAGAAGGCCGGGGGCCUCACCAAGCGCAUCGCCUGCUUCACCCUGGACCAGCACGUGGCUCUGCACGGCCUGGAAGUCAUCUGGCGAGGCGACGAGGUGGUGGGCUUCACCCGGCGUGGCGACUUUGGUUUCGCCGUGGGCAAGAGCAUAGCGUACGGCUACGUGAGGCGUCCCGACGGCGCCGCCGUGUCGCCGGACUACCUGGCGUCCGGAGACUACUGGCUCGAAUCCCUGGGCGAGAAGUACAAGGCCAGCUUCCACCCCAAGCCGCCCCUCGACCCGGACAACCGCAGGGUGAAGGGCGUCUACGACCAGCCGCUCCCCUGCGACAAGUGAUGGCGGCAGCAGAAUGCACCAAGUGCCAAUGCAUGAACUCGUAUCUUUGACGUGACUUCACGGCAGUGGCGCUAUUUUGACAUUUCACGCUCAAAUUGUGGGCACAGUGGCGCGCGCUUAUUUUAUAUUGGGGAGUUUUCGUACACCGCGUUUCCCCGUCUGCUAAGCCCUCCGCAACGAAGAAGCCGCUGCUGCGCCUGCGCGCCGAUAGCCUUGACUGUAGAGUUCCGGGUAUCGUAGCGCGUUGCGGAGAGCGUUGCCGGACUGCAAAAACGAUCUACGAAAACUUCCUAUUAAGUUUAAGCGUAGCAGACGUUAGGAGCGCUUUUUCCGCGCUUUGAAGGGGCCUGCCUACCACGCGCGCUCGUGCGGAGCAAGAGUAUGUUCAGGCAUGGUUCAAGGCAGUAGACUCGGGCUUUUGGUAAAACCGAGGUUACCUUCUGUACAUGUGCAGUGCAAGUUGUCACGUGACUACACGCUCGAUUAUCAACAUUGAGUAGGUGAACAGUUAUAGCUGCUGUCGCGAGCCUACCCAAGCUCGAACGAUUCGAAGUUUCAACGCAAAGUUCGACGGGCGGCAUCAGCCACGCCAGCUGAUGCCGCCCGUCGAUUAGGCAUCGCGUUCCGGAGUGAGGAGCCGCCCGCGGAUACAAAGGGCACAACGGGCCUGCUAUAGCUACGCACUGGCGACACCUCCGAUUAGUACACGAUACCCACCGUUGCUUCUCUUGCAGCUGAAAAGACGGACAAGGGGAAGGGGCAAUAAACUCUGUUCUUUCUUUGGA
Ixodes scapularis (black-legged tick) is the source of this 3953-nucleotide messenger RNA. Its product is annotated as sarcosine dehydrogenase, mitochondrial. Gene Ontology annotation, cellular component: mitochondrion. Lineage: Eukaryota; Metazoa; Arthropoda; Arachnida; Ixodida; Ixodidae. The coding region runs from base 409 to 3168 and encodes 919 amino acids. Gene Ontology annotation, molecular function: oxidoreductase activity; protein binding. The record is from RefSeq and is a predicted model, not a curated record. The transcript has 19 exons.